AGAAAGUGAUUGCUGGAUGCCUGCCUUGAGCAGUGGGAAGUACUGCCAGUGACCUAGCUUUGCUCACACCCAGCUUCCUUCCUUCAUUGCAAGAUUUAUCCAGCUCGAGAGUGGUUUGAAUAUAUCCUUUUUUUAAACUUCCAGCAUGUUGCCGGGGUACAUGGCUGUGUCUGAGGAGAGAGCUGGAUACUGAAGCAAAACAGCAGGAGAUUAAUUUCUAAGAGCACCGACUGAUGAUGUUUGGGAGGAAUGGCAUCUUCGGAAUAGGAAGCUCCUGGAAAAAAGUGCUAAAACAGGAAUCAUCCAAGACGAAAGUGGUGUUGACCAAAGUGACUGUCCUGAAAAAUGGCUCAGAGUGUGAGGAUAUUUCAUCCCAUCCCACCCCAGCCAAGACCAGAAAUCCUGAGGACUAUCCAAGAUCACAAACUAAUGGUGGCACUGAACUAGCAAAGUCCAGCGACCAGAACUUAUUCACGGAACUCACUGACAGAAAGGGAUCUUCAAGCUGUGCAGUUCUGAAACUGUAUAAAUCAGAAUCUGAGGACUCUGGGGCUGAAUUUCCAAGUGGUGCAUAUUCUCCCUUGACCCCCUCAGGGUCUGAACAGAGCCUUGUCAUGCAUCGAAGAGUGUCAUCUUGUGACUCUGGGAUGGCUUUGAGCAUUUCUUCCACAUCUCCUGCAAUUCAACAUUUACCUCUGGCGGGUCCCUGUCCCAAUUCUGCAAUGUGCAUAAAAGAAGAUCAAGAAAUUGAUGAGCAACAACGGUCUGUAGUAAACGACCAGAGACAGCCCACAACUUCUGCAGGUUGCAGAAAGGACAGCAGGUCAAGCAUCUACUUCAGUCAGAGUCCUCCAACUGUGGAUGAAGGAGUGAAGCAGUCCAGACAUGUAUCACUGGUUGAAAUACUCAUUGCUGACACCAAUUCUCUUCCAGUUUCGAAAGGUGGAAUGGAGCAUGCUGAAGUAGCUCAAUUCGAUCAUGAAUCAUUGAAAAGGGGACAAUCAAAUGACAGUCUUGAUAAAUACAUGGAGAAGUGCUGCAGAUUAAGUGAGGCAAACCAGGAUAAGACAGCCGACCGGGGUUCAGGCCUGGGAUAUCUGGAGCACAUAUGCCAACUGAUUGAAACGAUCGGGCAGCUCCAGGAGCAGAACAAGCAGCUCCAGAAGCAGCUGUGGGUUGUUGAGAGAAGCCUGAAGGUGAACAGGGUGACGGAGGAAUUUUUCUUGAACCAUUGUUCCUGUGGAGCCAUUGGUAUCUAUCAGACCCUCACCAGCCUUCCUGAUCUGCAGAAUGAUUCAUCCAAUGCCUUCACCAGCCAGGGAGGCUCACUUGUACUGGAGUCCCCUUCGCAGAUGCCGAGAAGCCCAGGUGGUGAUACAGACUCAGGUGGAAGAGGAUGGUUCAGGAAGCCCAUGUGCAAAGAGAUGGGAAGAUCUAUAGAGACUGAGGUGAAGCACAGCCUUGAUGGUACAAGGACCCUGUACUCAUCACACCAAGGACUCCAAGAGGUAAAAGCACAAUCUGAUGGGAAAGUCAAAGCCCUGAUUAGGAAUUCCAGUUUAAGAAAACAGGACAAAGCCCAAGAAGUGUCCGGCUUCAUAAAGAGAUCCUAUACACAGCUCUGCAGACAAGAACACUCUACAAAGAAAUGGCAAAUCCAAAAUGAGUCAUCAACUGAUUAGUGGAAGCUGCAGUAAAGAGCUCAUUGUAGUUGGUAUUGUUAGAAGGGUACUUCAGACAAACAUACAGUAGACUGGAACUGUAAUUACUUUUCAGUCCAACCUAACUUGCCAGAUCAGCAAUAAAAGAGAUUAUUUCUGUUAACCUUACUUUUUAAUUGCACAAGAUACGGUCAAAGUCUAGUGUUUUAUAUUGCUACCUAACAUAAAAAUCAUACGUCAAGUCAUUCCAACAAGCUUCAAUGGACAGUUUUAUCUACUUCUUUUUCCAAAAUUCUUUUUCUUGAAUUGAGCUUCCAUUGCAAAAAAAGACCUCAUCAGAAAAAAUCUGAGAACUCUAAUAAAAAGGAUAAAAUUUUGUUAAAGAGAAUAACGUUAGUUAGAAAACUUUUAAAUAAUCUUAAGUUUCAGAGCUUUAAUUCUUAACUGGAUGCACAUCUUUUUCAAUGUGUUUUCAUUUAUUUAUCACCACCCAUUCCCAUUGGCAAGUGAUGCUAGCUGGGUAACUGCUCAAGAAUAAUCAACAACCCACUAACUUUCACAUUAAUAUUUAGUAAACUGUUUGAGAAAAGGAGCACCAUACCUGAACCAAGUCCUCUGCGUGAAGCAAAAGCAUAUCUUUCCAAUAAGAAUGGCAUGCCUAUUAACAUCUCUAACCAAGGAAUGGUAAGACAAAGGCAGGUUACCAGAUCCUAAACAUGUUAUAAUUAUAAAUCUAUUCCUAUGCCAGGAAUUUUCUGUGUUUUUUUAAACAGGAAUUUGGCAUCAUCACCAAAGAAGUAUAACAAAGGCCUCUAGGCUCUCAGGUCUUUCUACCAACCCAUCAUUAAAAUUAUGGCAGAAACCUUGCUGAAAAGCAGAACCAACCACUAUUAUUUGAUGAAAUUGAUAAAAAUAUCCUACAGAAUAAGACUUUUAACUGAUUUGUGUACUAAGCAUUGAUUUUGUUUUGUUUGUAAUAAUGUAUGCAUUAACACAAUUUAUAUAUAGAAAUAUUUAUCGAUUUUCUUAAUGUGAAGCUGUCAGUAAUUUUACAAGAAAAAUAUUUCUGUAUUACUGUAGCUCAAUAAUCUUAUAUUUGAUGGCAACAAAUAUU
Pristis pectinata (smalltooth sawfish) is the source of this 2775-nucleotide messenger RNA. RefSeq lists its product as uncharacterized. The record is from RefSeq and is a predicted model, not a curated record. The coding region runs from base 234 to 1682 and encodes 482 amino acids. The transcript is spliced from 7 exons. Lineage: Eukaryota; Metazoa; Chordata; Chondrichthyes; Rhinopristiformes; Pristidae.